AGCCCGUCCUCAGCAGGUGUACAGUAAGGCGAUGACUACAGAGCAGAGGACCACACUUCACUCACGUGCGGCAAUUGCGCUCAAUAACUGACAACAGAAUCACUGAAGUGGCGGCACCCAUCCCCUUGUGAUCUGGAUCCAACACCGCGUCUUCUACAACAAGUUGCCUUUCAGAAUUUGCUGUGUGUAUGUGUGGUGGUGGCAAUUGCCAAGCGAGAACAACCUGCAAGAUUUCCAGGUCAUUCUUCAUUUUGCGACCAAGGCGACAGACCAGCACUCGACAGAUCGAGUCCUCAGCAACACAGCAACAACUUUAUCAAAGAUGAAGGUCUCGACGAUCUCCAGCUACAGCCUCGUAGCAACAGCGCUACUCGCUACAGCAUCCGCCUAUGAGGCAUCAACUCCGGCGCCAACCAGCACAGAGCCUUACUAUGACGAGGAGCUCGGCUGCUGGCCCAUCAGUGUCGAGCACGAUGCCACUUACUGCAUUGACGGCCCCAUCUGCAGUGGUUCCGGGCAGUACCCGGCCGGCUCACUGUGCCCCGUCAAGGGCGACACAGCCAUCGCCGAUUGCCACUCAUACCUGGCCAGCUACGCGGACGGAGACAAGUGCGUGUUGCCGGUGGACGCCACUUGCCAGGUCAUCCACACCGGUGCCUGGGGCUGCGUCAUUCCCAGCAGCAGCUAUCCGACGCCCGCCCCUACCAAGUACGACAGCCCCACCCCAGCUCCAACCAAGUACGGCAACGGCGGAGAUAAUAGUGGGGACGACGGCCACAACGGUGGCAAUGGCGGUAACGGAGGCAAUGGUGGGUAUGGAGGCAAUGGUGGGCACGGAGGCAAUGGAGGUAACGGUGGAAAUGGCGGCAACGGAGGCAAUGGCGGCAGUAGCAGUGGCGGUGGCGGUGGCGCUGGCAGCGGAUCGUGGGGCAAUGCAACCAUCUCGACGUUGGUGGCAGGAGCGGAGGCGGCUUCGGCUGGUAGUAUUUCGGCGGGUGUGAUCGGUGCGAUCGCUGCGGCGGCCGCGGCUGUGGCAGCUAUUGCAGGCGUAGCUAUCUACCGCCAGCACGCCAAGAAGGUGCACGAGGAGGAAGAGUCGACGACCAUGGUGGACGUCGUGACGCCCUAAGACGGCGAGCAUUUCGACGGCAGCGUCGACGACAACAGCGAGGUUAGCCGCCUCUCAUUGUCUGCUUACGAGACUUUUUGAGAUUUUAGUUUUGGGCUAUCGUUUCCUCAGUAAAAUGCAUCAUCAUUUUUCCGAGAUUUUUGUCAAAAUGCAGUUGCAUUAAUACACAAUUGUCACACGGCGUAAUCAUGCAAAGCUGAAGAUAUACACACUGGU
Messenger RNA from Phytophthora nicotianae INRA-310, 1345 nucleotides. RefSeq lists its product as hypothetical. The record is from RefSeq and is a predicted model, not a curated record. The coding region runs from base 323 to 1129 and encodes 268 amino acids. Lineage: Eukaryota; Oomycota; Peronosporomycetes; Peronosporales; Peronosporaceae. The transcript has a single exon.